Hymenoscyphus albidus is the source of this 6726-nucleotide messenger RNA. NCBI's taxonomy places the organism in Eukaryota, Fungi, Ascomycota, Leotiomycetes, Helotiales, Helotiaceae. The record is from the annotation of a GenBank genome assembly.
AUGCUCAGCACCAUUACUAUUUCCGAAUCCAGUUCUGUCAUUUCGCUUACGGAGCUGGACCACCCGCUGUUUUCUACCAUGAAUGCAGGAAAGCUGGAUGCUUUGAAAACACUCUGGCACCAGAGUGGAAAUAUCCUUUGGGUCACUACCGGUGCUAGAGCGAUUAAUCCUCAUUGUUACAUGACUCUUGGUGUAGGGCGUUGUAUGAGAUUCAAGUAUCCUAACAUCACCCUCGAGAUGCUCGAUAUCGACCGUGUCACCAAUGGGACUUCUGCUCUCAUAGCAGAACACUUUAUUCGCUUGGAAGUGCUUGAUAAAUGGUCACGAGAAUUGAGAAAAGAGGACUUCCUUUGGUCUCUUGAACCAGAAAUGUACGUUGAAAACGACAUAACUGUUAUCCCGAGGCUAUACCCCUACGAUGCCGGAAAUAAACGAUACAACGCUUCUCGUCGAACUGUGAGCGAAACUAUUAACCUCCAAGAAUCAAAACUGCUCCUUGCUGGUGACAACGAAUCAUGGGAGGUGCGGAUUGCCUCUCCACUGCAUAUUUCAACCCCAUUAUCGUUUACAACAGAUAUGCAUACGAUACACGUGACAAAUUUCUUGCUGUCCACGAUCAGUAUGCUCCCUGGGUGUCGACUGAUGGCCUGUACCGGUAUCAAUAUGGCCUCAAGUGAGAAUGUUCUCGCGGUCACUCAUAGCAUAGAAACUCCAGUGUCCAUCCCUUCAUCUUGGUGCAUACCCAUCGGUAAAGUUGACCCAAUAAAAGCGCUUGGUGUUUUCUCAUCUCAUAUAAUGGCACGUACCAUCCUACGACUAUCAAACACGGGCGAUCAGUUUAUUGUUCAUGAUCCUCAUCCGACGGUCGCCAAUGUCAUGCAUGCCAUGGCGGACGAUAAUUCUUUCAGGGUUCAUUUUACCACUUCAACCCAGAAGAACGUCAAAAAAGGAUGGCAUUACCUCCCUGAGAAUAUCUCUGAACGCGUUGUCCGACAAAUGCUGCCCUCAACUGCGACAAAAUUUAUCAAUAUGUCUCUAGGACGUGAGAUUUCUGCCAUCGAGAAACUCAUAGUUCGAUGUUUGCCUCCACAUUGCGAAAUCACUGAUCCCUCGCGGCUUUUUGGUACUGGCGCAUUUGUCAGAGCAUUUGUCUCUGAGAGCGAAGUUUCUUAUGAGUUAAAACUAGCUCUAAAGAGUAUUGACUUGCUUGCACAGCGGGAUACUUUUGUUUCUGAUGUGCCUGCAAUUCAAAUUCAGAAUAUUUCAGACAACCAAGUCAUUGCUGCCCAACAGUUUGCCAUUGCGGAUUGCACUAGUCCUUCAAUUACGACUGCAAUUUCUCUCAUCGACGAGGGUGCGAUUUUCCAACCUGAUAAGACUUAUUUUUUUGUUGGUCUCUCCGGCGAGCUAGGCCAAUCGCUCUGCAGGUGGAUGGUCGCUCAUGGCGCAAGGUACAUGGUGCUCACUAGCCGAAGUCCCAGUAUUCACCCUAAUUUACUUCGUGAAAUGGAAAAUAUGGGUGCUAGCAUCAAGGUUAUGUCAAUGUAAGUUGCACUGCCUCCAAAAAGUGCAAGAUAAACGGCUAAUUGCGUCAAACAGGGACAGCACUGAUCGUCAGUCUUUGUACGUGUGUCAUGAAUCAAUAAUAAAGUCCAUGCCUCCAAUAGGAGGUGUUGCAAACGGUGCCAUGGUUCUCGAGGACUGUUUACUCGAAAACAUGUCCUACGAAGGUUUGACCAAGGUUCUAAGCCCCAAAGUUCUUGGGUCUCAGCUUCUGGAUGAGCUAUUCCACGAUGUGCCUCUUGACUUCUUUAUUUUAUUCUCCUCUGGGACAGCUGUUAUAGGAAAUACCGGACAAAGCAACUACAUCGCGGCCAAUAUGUUCAUAAACUCUCUUGCUGCGCAAAGGAAAAAGCGUGGCGUUGCCGGAUCAUCUAUUAAUAUCAGCCCAGUCAUAGGCAUUGGAUAUGUUGAGAGGGCAGAAGAUCCUAGCGAAGAUAAUUUCACCAAGAUUGGUUACAAGCCAAUGUCGGAGCAAGACGUGCAGCUGUUGUUCGCUGAAGCCAUUAUGCUCGGUCGACCAGAUUCUUCCGAAAUAUGUGAAUUAACCACUGGAAUAACGCCAACUUUCACAGAUGCCCAAUUUAAAGACCAAUAUCUGAAAGAUGUCAAGUUCGGCCACUUUCUCACGGAACGCCAGAGUAUGCAUGAUCAGGGCGGCAACGUAUCUUCGUUACCGGUAAGAUUGCAGCUUGCAGGAGUUAAGACAAAGGCGGAAGCCAUUUCAAUCAUCAGAGGUAGAUCAAAAUUCCCCAUUGGACUAUCAAACAUCACUGACGCAAUAAUAGAGUCUUUCAUGGCCAGAUUGAGCAGAAUCCUAGCUGUUUCGCCAGAGGAAGUCGUAAGCGAAAAGGUAACCCUUGUAGAGCAAGGUAUAGAUUCCCUCAUGGCUGUUGAGGUACGUACUUGGUUUCUCAAGGAGCUGGAUGUCGAUCUUCCGGUCCUCAAGAUCCUGGGUAGCAGCUCGAUCAAUGAUCUGCUGGAUCAAGCUUCCACGCUAUUGCCACCUUCUGUUGUCGCUUUCUCGGCGCUUGCCGCUGGUCAAGAGCCAAUGGCCGGGAGAAGCAGUGAAUCUUCUGUCAACACUGGAGCAUCGCCAGGAUCCUUUCGCUCAGCGGUCGAUGACGCUCAAAGUAUUCAACCCUUGGUUCUACUACAGUACACACUGAAGUGGACACACUCGCACCGUUGAAUGUUUCCAUGUCCUCUCCCACAUUCGACUACGAGCGGCCUGGCGAAACUUCAACUACACAACAUCCAUCCGGCACUUCCAACCAGCCUCUCGAUGAGUCCUCCAGUCCGAUGUCAUUCGUCCAAGCGGCAUUUUGGUUCUUCAACGAGUAUCUCUCCGAUAAAAAGGCGUUCAAUGUGGCCGUAAUGUUGAAACUUACCGGCUCCGUUGAUAUAAGUUCGUUUGAAACUGCCGUGGAAGUAAUUGGAAAACGCCAUGAGAUCCUCCGUACUCGGUUGUUCUACUCAAUAGAAGGCAAUGAUCGAACGCCUAUGCAGGGAAUCAGACAAACCUCAGCUACGAGAUUAAUCACGAAACGACUAGCUUCGGAAGCAGAAGCAGACUUGGAGCUUCAACGCAUUCACGACAAAGAGUGGGAUCUUUCGAGUGGAGACACAGUGAACAUAUCUCUUCUUUCCUUAAACGACCAAACCCAUUUUCUCCUCAUCGGGAUGCAUCAUAUCUUCCUAGAUGGAUACAGUUUCAGUAUCUACUUCAAGGAUCUCGAAGAUGCUUACAGAAAGCAUACUCUGCCAAUCUUAGCAGCUGAAUCCCAGUAUCGUUAUUUUGCCACUCAGCAGAGACAAUUGUACGAGAAUGGAGGACUGGACAAGAUCAUCAACCACUACCGGAAAGAGCUUUCUACACAACCCAAGCCUAUUGAACUAUUACCAUUCGCCAAGACAGUGACAAGAGAGGUCGUGAACUACAGCCAGCACGAAGCAACCGUGGACAUAGAUGCUAGUCUUGCUGCAAAGAUACGACAACUAGCACGGCAAAAUCGAUCUACUUCUUUCCACGUCUAUCUGAGCGCUGUGCAAGCUCUCCUGUUCAAACUACUCCCCGACACCAGAGAUAUUUGGAUCGGAAUUGCAGAUGCUAAUCGCGGGAACAAAGACACCAUGAACAGCGUAGGAUUCUUCCUAAAUCUUCUUCCGCUGCACUUCCGCAGACAUGAUUCAUCCUCUACAGUUGAUUCUACCAUAAGAGCGGCGCGCGAUAUAGCAUACGAGGCAUUGCAGUACUCCCAGUUGCCUUUUGAUGUGCUUCUAAGAGAGGUGCAGGUUCCAAGAUCAAACGCGCACACACCAAUAUUUCAAGUUUUCUUGGAUUACAGACAAGUUGUGCAAGAGCGGGCCGAUUGGGGAGACUGCAAAAUCGAAGAUGAGAAAUGGCGCAACGCUGCCACCGGAUAUGAUAUUUCGCUAGAAAUUACUGAAAAGGUCAACUCUUCUACGGCAAUCAGCCUACGGCUUCAAGAUUCGCUAUAUUCUCAAGAAAAUACUCAGCUUUUCCUCCGUUCUUACAUUAAAGUCCUCGACUUCAUGGUCGAAAAUCCACAGAAACAUGUUCAAGACAUUGGAGCUUGGUCCACAUUUGAUCUUCAGACAGCUCUGUCAAUAGGUAAAGGUAAGUCAUUUUGAAUUGGAGGUGACACGGAGAUGACUGACUGAAUGCGUAAAAGCACACGAGUUCAACUUCGAGUGGAAACCUGCAAUAAGCCACCGGAUCGAUGAGAUUAUUAGAAACCACCCUUCCGAAAUUGCUUUGAAAGACGGCAACGGAAAUGAGUUGACAUACACGCAAAUGGAGGUUCGAGUUGACGCUAUAGACCGAGUCUUCCGAGAUUCUGGGACAAUCAAGGGAGCUAUCGUUGGUGUGUUUAAAGAACCAUCCUCGGACUGGAUUUGUUCAAUGCUGGCUAUCCUCAGGGCUGGUGCAGUAUAUGUACCGCUCGACCUACGCAAUUCCAUCCCACGUCUCGCUAGCAUUGUCAAAGCCGCCGUUCCUACCAUAAUUCUCACAGAUAGCGCCACAACCACACAGGUCGAGUCCAUUGGGGCUAGUAACGCCAGAGAGAUAACAGUGUCCCGCUUGUCGAACUCGCAAAUGGCCGUGACCUCACUGCCAAAUCAUGCAAUGGCCAACGCUCAAGCUGUCAUUCUUUUCACAAGCGGUCCCACUGAUGAACCAAAGGGCAUUGUGAUGACCCAUGAAAAUAUCGUGGCAUCUGCGGAAGCGUCCAGCACCACUUUCGCGAACUCUCAGAGCCGCCUGAUCGUGUUGCAGCAGAGCCCUUUCAGUUUUGACCUUUCCCUCGACCAGAUAUUUGCUGCUCUGGCCAAAGGAGGGUGCCUGGUUAUCGUGCCAGCCCGCAGUAGGGGAGAUCCUAUUGAAAUCAGUAAGAUAAUGAUUGCCGAAAGAGUGACUUACACGUGCGCCACACCUUCCGAGUAUGCCAUGUGGAUGAGGUAUAGCUCAGAUUAUCUGCGCCGUUGUAAGUCUUGGGAAUAUGCAUUCUCAGGCGGCGAAGCAAUGAGCCAUGGGCUCGCGCUCGAGUUUCCAAACCUGGAACUUCCUGGCCUCGAUCUUUUCAAAGGUUAUGGACCAGCAGAGACGACAAUGUACUCAACGAAAAUUGAGCUAGAAUGGUCAAAUCCACAACUUCCAGAUCCUUUGCCAGCCGGAUUUAUGCUACCAGGAUACUCGGUCUGCAUCGUUGAUUCCAACUUACAACCGGUCCCUUCUGGUGUAUCUGGUGAAAUCAUCAUUGGCGGGCCCUGCGUUGUGUCAGGCUAUCUUAACGAUGCCGAAUUAACGAAACAAAGGUUCAUUCCCGAUGUUUUCUUCGGGAGUCCUAACAACGUUUAUCGAACUGGAGAUCGGGGUCGUCUUCUAGGAGAUGGCACUCUGUUCUGUGAUGGCCGUCUUGACGGAGAUACUCAGGUCAAGGUGCGCGGCUUUCGCGUGGAGAUGGAAGAGGUCGAAAAGGUGCUGGUUAAUUAUUCCGCAGGUGUCCUUCUACACGCAGUUGUCACGCUUCGGGGGCAUGGGGAGGGAAGCCAUUUGGUGGCACACGUCGUGUUUGCGAACGACUACCCACCCGAGAAACAGGAAGAGAAAGCACAGUCCCUUUGCCACAGCCUCCCACUGCCCUCUUACAUGCGGCCGUCCAUGAUUAUAACAUUGGCGGACAUUCCCAAGACUCCUCAUCUCAAAAUCGAUAGAAAGACUAUCGAAGCAAUGCCGCUUCCUAGCAAAAGAAACGGUUCUUACGCCUCCAAUACUAUCACUAUUGCAGAGCGGAUUAUGUCAGAGCUCUGGCGGGACAUUAUGCCCAUCGACCCCGGACCACUUACCGCAGACUCUGACUUUUUCUCGCUGGCGGUAACUCAAUUCUUCUGGUGAAGCUGCAGUCGAUGAUUCAGAAAUCAUUCCACACUACCCCAAAACCUAUCACUCUCAUGGCAGCCAGUACUCUUAGGGAAAUGGCUACCACUGCUGAUAGCCUCCCAGCCAGCAAAAUUGACUGGGAGGUAGAGACAUGUCUACCAGAUCCUACGCAGAGAGUCUUGCCGACAUUGAAGCGUAGCACGGAGCGUACCAUGAAGGAGAAAGGCUUCACAGUUUUGCUGACCGGAUCGGUGGGUUUUCUUGGACGUCAUCUGCUUAGAAGCAUGAUUGGAGAUUCCAAAAUUUCUCGAAUUAUCCUUUUGCUUCGCCAUGUCGAGACCGCCAAAAUUCUUGAAGGUUUAGAGGCAGAGAAAGUAAUCAUCAUGAAAGCCGACCUUUCGAGGCCUCAUCUCAGCCUUCAAGAGGAGUCUUUUGACACACUCGUGGAUGAAACGGAUGUUAUUAUCCAUUGUGCUGCCAAUCGAUCGUUUUGGGAUAGAUAUGAUGUCCUGCGACCUGAUAAUGUCGACUCGGUCAAAGAAUUGACCCAACUGGCUGCUGUCCACGCCAUUCCAAUGCAUUUCAUCUCAUCGGGCGCUGUGGAAUCCUACAUGGAUACGAACACCAAUCCGCCGAAUGACGGUAGCGAUGGUUAUGUAUCUACAAAAUGGGCCGCGGAGGUAUACCUUGGACAGGCUGCCCCUAUGUUGAACAUGCCAAUCACUAUUCAUCGGCCAAGUAACAGUCUUUUUGCUACGUAA